AGAGCCCCUGAUAGAACUCCUGCGAGCAGCAAUGACUGAGGAAGCAGCAGGAACCUUCACCCUGAUUGGCACUGCCUGGUUGGGAGGCUGCCAGGAUGUGUGAACAGGGAAGUCUUCACAGGAGAAAGCUGAUUUUCCCAUUGUUCAUGUGCUGACCAUUAUAUUCCCCAAAACUGUGCAGAGUGAAGGUGUGAGCAGGGUAUCCGGGGUUUGACAACGCAUCAUUUCCCCAGGACCUUCUCUGUGCAAUGAGUGGGACAACAUCUGCCAGGAUGAAGGAGGAUCCUCCGCCCUGGAGGAUGGCAGGGAAAAGAGUCCUCAUAGUCUAUGCUCAUCAGGAACCCAAGUCUAUGAAUGGAUCCUUGAAGGAUGCAGCCGUGACUGAAUUAAGCAAUCAGGGCUGCCAAGUCACCGUGUCUGACUUGUACGCCAUGAACUUUGAACCCAGAGCUACAAAGAAAGAUUUUGCAGGUCCUUUGAACAACUUGGACUUCUUCAAUUACGGGGUAGAAGCACAUGAAGCCUACAAGAAAGGAUUUCUGUCCAGUGAUGUGGUUGAAGAGCAAAAGAAGGUGCAGGAAGCUGAUUUAAUCAUAUUUCAGUUUCCCUUAUAUUGGUUCAGUGUGCCCGCCAUCAUGAAAGGCUGGAUGGACAGAGUCCUUUGCCAAGGAUUUGCUUUUGAUUUUCCAGAAUGCUUUGAUAGAGGCUUCCUCCAGAACAAAUUAGCCCUCAUUUCAUUCACCACUGGAGGGGAUGCUGAAAUGUACUCCAAAACUGGGCUCAGUGGAGAUAUUAAAUAUGUCUUGUGGCCCUUACAGCAUGGCGUGUUGCAUUUCUGUGGUUUCAAAGUCCUCGCCCCUCAGGUCAGCUUUGCUCCUGAAUAUACAUCAGAAGAUAAGAGAAAGGAGAUGGUAGCAUCUUGGGCAAGUAGACUGGAGACCAUCUGGAAAGAGAAGCCAAUAAACUGCUCUUCCUCCUGGUACUUUGAAUGCUAGCCAUGUAUAUACCAUUAUAUACAGUGUUCUUUCUCUAUUUCAAAGCUGGGAGUAGCAAGUGCUCAGGAGACAAUCUGUUAUGAUCAAUAAAGUCACAAAGUGAA
Messenger RNA from Gracilinanus agilis (Agile Gracile Mouse Opossum), 1099 nucleotides. RefSeq names its product N-ribosyldihydronicotinamide:quinone reductase 2 (gene NQO2). The transcript has 7 exons. NCBI's taxonomy places the organism in Eukaryota, Metazoa, Chordata, Mammalia, Didelphimorphia, Didelphidae. The record is from RefSeq and is a predicted model, not a curated record. Gene Ontology annotation, cellular component: cytosol. Bases 249 to 995 code for a protein of 248 amino acids. Gene Ontology annotation, molecular function: NAD(P)H dehydrogenase (quinone) activity.